UUUGAUGCUCCUACAAUAGACGCAUUGCUGGCAGGUAAAAUGGAAGAUGAAGUAGAGAAGAUUGGUAAUAUGGUUAUGAAAUUUCUGGGUGCCGUUAUGAACGGACCAAUAGCUAAAGACCAUCUGUUAGGAGCAUUAUGCACUGGAGUCUCAUACUUAGUAAGUGCUGACGUUUCUACAUACCUCAAUAACAUACCUGCUUACAAAUUCUUACAAAAUAGCCGGUUUGUUGACUAUUAUGGACUCGAAGAUAAUGAGUUGAUGUUGCUUCUUAAUAAUGUCAUUCCUGAAAAGGAGAGAGAUCAAGUACGAGACAACAUAUUCCAAUUCUACAAUGGCUAUUAUCAUCAGAAUACACGUGUAUGUUGUUUGUGGUCUGUCCUUCACUAUGUGCGGCACUACUUGAACCAAUCUGAUGAAAGUUUAGAUUUUUGGGAUGGCUCCCCUUUAAGUCGUGGAGUGGCUGGUAUUCUCAAACAUUCUUCUAUUCAGGAAGACAUGCUUGUUUUAAUGGGAGGUGGAUCCAAAAAAUUCCAGCCCCUUAACAAAGUAGAUGCAACCGACCUUGCUAACUUAUUUCAGUUGAUACGGGCAGGUCAGCUUUUAGAUAUUAAUGUGCCUGAUCCAAAAAUAAUAUUUACAUUUUUCCUUGAACAAGGGUAUCUUUCUCACAAUCCUAAUUGUAGUCCUAGAGAUAAUGAGGAACCUUUCAGAAUUAGGAAAGAAGUUAUUGUAAAAAUUCCUAAUGAAGAAAUUCACGAUGCAUAUAACAAUAUGUUAACACACUUCUAUGUCACGAUUUAUGGUUUUAGUGAAACAGCGAUGGAGAAAUGUGCAUCAAUUUUUAGCACAAUGCCUGCAGAUAUACAUAUAGGUGACGAGAGAUAUGAAACACUGUUGAAUGAUUUCUACGAAUGUUUGCUGGAUUCAAGGAAUGUGUUGUUGAGAAAUAUUUCACAAUUACGAAGGAUGGUGAGCCGGAGAGAUAUGGUUACAUAGACAUGUGGAUGUGCCGCAAAGAUGGUUUUGCUGUUAUUUGAAAGUUUGGAUUAAACAAGAAAACAUCAGAUCAUGCUAUGAGAGAUAUACUUGAAGUUGUUCCACCGAAAAAAGUAGCCUAUGUUGAAAUAUUGAAUCAACGGAACAUACAAAAGUUUGUUCUUAUUGGGUUGAGUAUGAAUAGUGACUGCCGAGUAUUCAUUCGGUGUUUGGCAAAUAGCAGAGACUCCAAAGACUGUAUCUCCUUUCCUAAAACAAUCUGAAUAUCUCUAAAAAACAUUUUCAUCACUGGACUGUAAUUUGAUGAGACUGUCGAAUGUAAUGUAAUGCUAUAUAUUGUUGUAGCAAUUAAUCCUUUAGCUUUAAUAUUGUAAGAGUUAAGUAGCUCUUUAUUUGUCAAGCAAUGGUCAAAUGGUAUCCACAAUGGUCGUUUGUAAGAUUUUGCAAUCAAGGUUUCCCAAUGAGAACAAAAUAUAUGUAAUGCAAAGAAAGUGUUGAAAAUGUAA
This is a messenger RNA of Harpegnathos saltator (Jerdon's jumping ant), 1505 nucleotides long. RefSeq lists its product as uncharacterized. The transcript is spliced from 2 exons. The record is from RefSeq and is a predicted model, not a curated record. The coding region runs from base 40 to 999 and encodes 319 amino acids. Lineage: Eukaryota; Metazoa; Arthropoda; Insecta; Hymenoptera; Formicidae.